AUGCACGGAUCAAGUAGACGCAGAGAGCGUUCCUCCUCCGUCUCUGCAUCCGGAGCUCCCGGCCAAUCCUCGCGAGACACCGGUCGAGCCCCUGCAGCUCCGCUAGACCCCUCUGCCGAGAGUGUCGCCUCUUCCUCCGUCCGGCAAGAGCAGGUCCGCGAGGCAGAGCUUGCAGCUGAACAGGCACUCAGACAGUACCAGUCUGAGGCGCAGCUCACUGCCGCUCCCUUCCCGUAUCAGGUACAUCGCAAGCCUGCUCCUCAGCAGCAGAGUCUCCGCCAUGUAGCUGGUACCGUGGCAAGCUCGAGCCAGCUGCAGAGGAUCCCAGAGGUCACCUCGGAAGGCUCUUCCGGUGAAGCCGCCUCCAGGUCAGCCCAGGCUAAGCGGAAUGCAGCUACGAUGCCACAAGCCCUCAGAAUCGGUGGACCAAGCCAGGUAGCGGCACAUAACAGGGGUGCAUCGAUGGACGAGUACUCACGUGCGCUGCCGAGAAACUUCGACCCUGUCACUGGAAGGAAGCAGGAUGCAAAGCAAAUCAGCAGAAGACCUAGUCUGCCGUACGUUUUCGAGCCGCUUACUGGGGCACAACCACAACGACGAGAGUUUCCCAACCCGCAUCAGUCCAAUGACGGACCAAGCGACUCGCAGCUUUCCACCGCCCAGCUACAGCGUCGCGCUAGUCAGGAGAUGCAGUCACCCCUCCUCACGCGCAAUCCUUCCUCGUUCGGAUCGGGGCAGAGGAACGAUCGCCAGCCUCGAGUCCAAGCCAGGCAGCCAGAGUUGGACAUUCCACCGACGCCACCGCUCGGGCAGCGCAGCGGCUUCCAGACCAUGCCGUUGUCCAUCAGCAAGGCAAGACCAGCACAAGUUGCGCCUGCGCCUGUGGCUUCUCCCCAGGCGGAUUCCACCUCAUCGGCUUGGUCCUCGGGCACCGAAUCUGAACCAACACCCACAGCAAGCAGCAUCGCUGCGAUGAGAGAACGCAACGCUCAGCUCGAGUCGCAGCUGCUGCCUGUACACCUGACUCUUCCCUCCAGGUUUUCUUCCUCGUCCACCCUUGCUCCGGUUCAGAAUCCAAGGGUGUUUGGGGUCGGUGCAAUCACCAACGUGCCAGCGCCACAGGAGCGACAAGCGAUCCAACCUGUGGCUGUCAGCGAAGCAGAGGUGGCCAGCAUGAAAGCUUCCGCUGCUCCAUUUGCUCCCGCGACGCCGUCCAAGUUAUCAGCGCCCCCCAUCCGAUCCAAUUCGAACGAUACCAGCUACUCGGGCGAUACCAUCGCUCUACCCGACGGCACACAGAUUCCGACUGUUCGCACGGACUUUCAGAACCUCAAGCGCAUCAGCCUGCCGAGACCAGCAGCCAUCGCGGAAAACGCAAGCACGUCUGCGGGCAAGGAGCAGCCGCCAAGCGUGGGUGGACACGUGCUCUCUAAAGCCGAUCCAAGGGUCGUGCCGAAGAACGACGGGUCGUCUAGGACGAUUUAUUCGCCGACACCACAGACGCUUGCUGCAGCCCGAAAGCAGUCGAACGUGCUGCAGGUGCCUCAGGCCGGUGCACAGGGCGAAUCGAGGAGCGAUCAAAGGAUCCCAUCCCCGCUUUCUGCGUCGGUCGAGGUUCCGGCAGCACCGCAGAUCCCACAUUCCCUUCAGUUCGACAGGCCUGCUCUUUCCACCGGUGCCUCACCUCUGAACGCAGCUCGUCAGCUUCCUGAGACCAUUCCCGCUCAGAAGAGCCGCGAAACGAACAACGAAACCCAGCAGGAUACUAGCGGCAAGAGUAUUUCUGGCACAACGCAGGCCAAGUCGGACGAUACCGACGUUCGCAAGCGAAACGAAGUCGCAGCCACAGGUUUCCAGCACGAUCCACGUCGCAACACGUUUGGCGAACUCGCUCCGAGCAUGCUGGAGGAGGCAAACAAGAAGCUCUUCCUUUAUCAGAUGCAGCAGCUCGAUGCUGAAGCGAAAGAAAAGGGGGUCGGGUCGUCUCGUCAGCCUGUGGCGUCAACUUCUCUCGCUCCGCCUGCGGAAGUAGACUCCAGCAAUGCAGGCGAGAAGAGGACCGAGCCAGCAGGUGUGACACCGAUAGUCUCCGUCGUUCGCCGUGAGAGCACUGCCUCGCAGCGCAGUCGACGCGACUCGAUCGGUUCCGCGACCACUGCGUUCGACUCUCCAACUCGUGAGGAGUUCCCUGCCACGGUGUUCAGGCAGCCAGGUGGUGUGUCUGCAAGCGCAAAAGCCAUCCGCGGUACCGCUCGAGAAACCGUUGCGCCGCCAAGCGACGUGCAGGAAGUGCAGGAGCCUGAAGAUGUGGAAGUGCUCCGUUCCACCGACCAUGACGACGACGGAACCGAGAUCGACGAGCACGAGAGCUCUUACGAUCUGUCCUACGACAAGAGGGUGCCGUUCGUCGUCGAUACCUACACCAACAACGGCUACGACGACGACGAUCGAGCGCUCAAAGACAGCACGGAAAGGUCAGAGUUCCGCUUCAUCCCGAUCUCGUCCGUCAAAGCGGGUAAAGCGCGUCGUCCACGUACACGCGACACGCGCGUUUCGUUCCGCAGCAACCCUUCGCAUAUCGAACAGCAGCAACGCCCGGGCUCGAGACAGCACGGUGCCAACCCAACGUGUCGACAGUGCUUCCGUGCCGGGUUCGACUGUGCGAUGAACUUGCAGCUCGGCGAGGGGACUGCGGGGCGCAAGGCGUUCCAGGACUUUGUGGCUGCUGGUGGGCUCAACGCCUUUUCCAUCCGAGACGGCCCGGCUGGUGCAGGUGCACAGUAUGCAGACGCCGGCUCAUUGGCGGAUGGUCAGGGCCGCGCUGGAAGCAUUACUGUGGAAGAGGCACUGGGCCGGAACUAUGUCGACAAGCUUGGCGAGGUCGCGUUUGGCGAGUCUGCCCUCAGUAGGCCCGUCACACGCGGUAUGUACAACGAACUGCUCGAGGAGAAGCAGGAGCAAGAGAGGCGCAAAAAUUUCCUUGCCGAUCACAAGCCUUGGUCCGCCGAUGUCGACGACGAGAUCGAUCUUGCCAAGUCGCAACAGCAGCAGCAGCAGAAGCAGAGUCCGGAUCGGGUCAAACGCAGCAUGAGCAUCAGCCACAAGGACCGACGUCUCAGCCAGAUGACGCUCCAAGACGGGCUGGACAACGACCAGAUCGAUGCACAGGACGCCGAUGCCAGGCAGGUGCUGCUUGGCAACAUCAAGCGCUCAGUAUCGCUCAAGCGCCGAAAGCUCGAGGAAGGCGAAGUGUUCGACUUCGACCCAGCCGAUUACGAGGACGAUGGCGACUUUGAUGACGGAGAACGACACCACGGCGACAACGAGGACGAUGAUGAGAUGUCGUCUGCCUCGUCCGACUCGGACAUUGUUGCGUGGGCAGACCGCUGGAGUGCAUGGACCAAAGUGCGCCAGCUUCUUCUGUACUGGAUCAUCGUUCUUGCGCUCCAAGCGCUCGCGUCCGGCUACUCCAACACUGUCGCGGCCAUCAUUGCGGACGAAAGGGCGUCCGAAGCCACUGCCAUUCUACUGCAGCUAGGCUCCCUUGCAUACAACGGCAGUCAAGGUGGCGGACUGUUUUUUGCCAAUUUCAUCGUAGGGUACGGUCGCCAACGGGCGACGCUGAUCGCUCUGGUGGGUGUAGCUGUAGUCGCUGUCAUUGCAGGAUUCAUGCAACACUGGGUCGCCAUCCUCGCCUGUCAGUCCGUCCUGGGCAUGCUCUCGGGUAUUUUCAUCUUCCUCUCGCUCGCCACAACCUUGGAUCUCUUCGCCACCUCAAAGGGACGCCUUUUCGGUGCGGGAUCCAUCGCUCUCGUGCUGGUGGGAGGGCAGCUGGCAGGACCCUGGAUCUCGAAGCUUGUACUCGAGCUUCUGAGCUGGCCUUGGACAUACUGGUUGACGAGCAUUGUAGCGGGGGUGCUGGUCGUGUACGAUGGGGUAGUAACGCGCGAAACGGCGGCGUUUGUGCUCUUCCGCCGCCACGCGCUGCAGGUCAAACGCACGGGUGAGGGGUGGACGCCUGAGCCUCAGGCCGAGACCCAGAUCACCCAGGCAGUGGCAGAUGACCUGGCGCGACCCGUUCGACUGAUGCGACACAACCCGUUGCUGAUUCUGCUGACGCUAGCCAUUACGGUGUUGGCUGGGAUGUACGCUUUCUUGUUCGGAGGCCUGCAGGCCGUUUUUGUUCGCGUACAUGGACUGUCGAGCACCAGCGCUGCGCUCGCAGUCACCGUCUCGGCUGCAACGGGGCUACUUGUCGGGAUUAUCGCCAUCUACCUCAUCAACUCGAGAAAAGGUUCGCUAAAUGAUGCUACCGGGUUUGCGACCAAGAUCCGCCCGCUGUAUCUCGACGAAAAGGGGCACAUCGACACUCGUCGUCCGCUGCGCGCGAAGACGGAAUCGUUGCUCGUCCCGGGCAUCUUCGCUACAGGUGUUUUCUCCUUUGCACUCUACACUCUGGCAUUGACGUCUAGCUUUGCGACCACGUGGUUCCUUACGGCGUUCAGCAUCGUCCUCGCCACCGCAUCGCUCAUCGCGGUGAGCGUUUCGAUGCUGCAGUAUGUGAUGGACGGAUAUUCGCCACCGCGACGAGUCCUGCUAAGAGAUGUAGUGGCAAGGGAGGAGGUAUCAACACCCACACUGCUUCAGAACGAGGACGACGACCGCUUUACUUCGUUUUCGCGCCGAACGGCAGGGAGGUUGGCGGCUGGCGCAAGUCGGUUCAAAGGCGGUCUGUGCGGUAGACACGGUCGUGCCGAGCGGGAGAGGCUUCAUCAGCACAAUGACGAGCACAAUCCUAGCGAGGGCGACGACGCACGCGAGGUCUGGCUCGAUGCAGGCGAGAGUGUUACCACGCAACGCGACAAGAGGUGGCUCGAUGAGACAGCCGUGGCCGCCACCACUGCUGUCGUCUCGUUGCUCUUCACUGUCUGCUCGGUGCUUUCGUUCGUCUCGUUCCAAGCCUCUGGAAAGCUGUCGUUUGGUGCAUUCGCGGUCAUCUUUGCCUCGGUCGCGCUGGUGGUGCUUCUGAUCCUCCUCUGCGUGUAUCUGUACGGGGCGAAAGCACGAGCUCGCUCGCUGACAAUGCUCGACGAGGGAGAUGCAGAGCGCGCACACGGUCGCCGGGCACAGCUGCGUGAGAAGCGCGCGCUGCAACAUCGACGAUCCUUGUCUCAGUCUCAGGAAGCCACAAGCAACAGCUACCAGGCAGCGGCAGCGACGAGGCAGAACAGAGCGAGAGGCGCACCCAUGCGAAUGGUCAAGCGACUGGUCGAUGCGUUGGGGUACAAGCCGCUUUCGGACGACGGGAUGGAUAUCUACCGACGCGACGACUCGGGCAUGCUGCCGCUGCCUAGGGCACAGAGACGAGCGAGGACACCGGCGCCGCCCCUGAUGCGCGAGGUCGAAGCACAGGAGAUGGCGACCGCCGCAGCUGAGGGAAGACGCGAGUUGUGGCUGGCAAAGCUCGUUGCGAGUCGGGACAGGACGCGGAGCGAAAAUCCUGUGCGGCCUGCACCUGCGAUCCAGCUCAACGAAGCCACUGAAGCGCGUCCCACUGUCUCAGCGCUCAAGCAAAGCAUGAAGGAGUUUGGCGGUGUCAUGCUUGGUCGCACUACCAACACCGACACUACCAACCGAGACCGCGAUCCAAUCGGUCGAACACUCAACGCAUCCACCUCGCUCCCCGUCAACCUGAACUCCACAGCAGCCGCCGCCGGAACGACCACCUAUCCGGCAUCCCCACCCACGCGCCACAACCCAACCCAACAACCCUACCCCCUCACCCCGCCUCCUCGAGCUCAACCUCGAGCCAGCAUCAGCUACAACUCUCCACCUCUUGGUGCAGCUGCACAGCCGCUCGAUAGCGAUCGACCCCGCACGCCGGUCAUGACACGCAAGUCGGUCGACACGAGUUCGCGCGCCGGAAUCAUGGCCCGCAGCCACUCGCAGCCUCUUGGCCUGUAUGCCGGUGUCACGGCAAGUCCGGCCAUGAGCUCGCCAAGGAGAGAGAGGGGAUUGAAGGAGGUGCAGAGAGGCGGGUUGUAA
This is a messenger RNA of Sporisorium graminicola, 6045 nucleotides long. RefSeq lists its product as uncharacterized. NCBI's taxonomy places the organism in Eukaryota, Fungi, Basidiomycota, Ustilaginomycetes, Ustilaginales, Ustilaginaceae. The transcript has a single exon. Gene Ontology annotation, molecular function: transmembrane transporter activity. The record is from RefSeq and is a predicted model, not a curated record. Gene Ontology annotation, biological process: transmembrane transport. Bases 1 to 6045 code for a protein of 2014 amino acids.